Cuscuta europaea is the source of this 1012-nucleotide messenger RNA. The record is from the annotation of a GenBank genome assembly. NCBI's taxonomy places the organism in Eukaryota, Viridiplantae, Streptophyta, Magnoliopsida, Solanales, Convolvulaceae.
AAAUAAGAGGGUUUUUUCAUUUUUGCAUUUAAAGUCCAAACAUAGACAGUCGAAUCAAUUUAUUUUUGAAAUGGGAGCGUGGAGAAAAUAAAAACCAUCCCCCACUCUCUCAAGUGUGAUUUUGGAUAAAUACUGCACAUUCUCUCCUGUACGGAGAUUCGCCCCCACACGUUUCUCAUUUUCCGUUGAUUUUCUGGUUUUCUCCCAAGUCGUCAUCUUCCAAGAAACGCCGAGAAAGUACCGCAAAUUCCACAAGCUUCGCAAAAUCAAGCCGACACUUUACUGUUGUCUCGGAAAAAAUGGGAAGCGAUCCAACGGAUCAAAAGCAUCACCCCUCAACCCGGGACCAAGAACCCAGUUCUUCCGGACCCAGAUCCAAAGGAUCAAAAGUCUGCGCCGCGUGUAGCCACCAGCGGAGAAAAUGCGGCCCAAACUGCCCCUUAGCUCCUUACUUUCCGGCGAGCAAACGGCGAGAUUUCAUCAAUGCCCACAAACUGUUCGGCAUAAAGAACCUCACGAAAUCUCUGGCCAGCAUCGAUGAAGAAUACAGGGAUGAUUUCAUGCUGUCCGUAAUCUAUCAAGCCAAUGCCCGUGCCGCCGAUCCCGUUGGCGGCUGCCGCAAUACGAUCCGGACUCUGUACAGCCAGUUGCAAUGUGUCAUUUCGGAAUUGGAAGUUGUGAACCAGGAACUCGCGUUUUAUCGGUCCAAAUACGAAGACAUGAAACUGGCGACGGCAGCGGCCUUUGACCAGCAGGCGCAACCCGGGGAAGGGUUUUCCUGGUUGAAUUCAAGUCAAGUUUCUAGUCACACUCAAGAUUUAAGUAGGCAGGACACACAAUUGUCUUUACUCUAAUUGAUAAGUAAGAUUUUGAUGUUUGCAAUCUCAUAUAUACUCAUUAGCUUUUAGUAAGUUAUGUAUGCCCUUCUUUAAUCUUUUGUGAGAAAUUGUUAUCCUCAUUUUGAAAACAAGGAAACAUUUUCCUCUCAAUAAUAUUGCAUUUCUUCCAUUUU